AUGUUCGAAUCAAUUGAUGAUACAAAUACAUCAUUAUCAUGUAUGUCGAACAAAAAUCAUCUUGAAACAAUUGUGCCAGAAACUGUAAGUUAUAUAUCAACAUAUGUAAAUAAUUUUGGAAUAUUAUUGCAGUUAGCUGAUAUUUCUGCAACUAAAAGAGGGAAACGACAAAAUUCAUAUUCAUCUUUGUCAAGUUGUUCGUUAAACAAUACUUCAAAACAUGAUGGUCACAAAUUGGUUGAACUCCAGUUCACAUCACAACUCAAUUCAAUUUCACUCAAAACACAUGAAGAAAUUGAACCAAAAAUGCUCGAACAUUAA
This is a messenger RNA of Caenorhabditis angaria, 321 nucleotides long. The record is from the annotation of a GenBank genome assembly. Lineage: Eukaryota; Metazoa; Nematoda; Chromadorea; Rhabditida; Rhabditidae.